AUGUCACAGAAGAGAGGUAUUGAUUCAGAGCAGGUGCUUGCUUCUUCCAAGAAGUUCAAGGUGGAAACACCAGAAGUUGCCAAGAAGUCUAUUCAGGAGCAUGAAGUAGGCAUAACUUCUUAUAUCAACAAGACCGAGACCGGAUUUACUGGUCUCAUCAAGCUGCUCUAUUCAGAUUUCCAGGUCAACGAAAUCGAUGUCCUGGGUAAUGUCGUCCAUUUGGUCGAUGAAGGCAUUGAUGUAGGAAAGAGCAAGAAGGAAAGAAAGAUGGAAAAGAGGGCCGAAGACAGAAAGGAGUUACAGGGCAAGACUGAAGAAGAAAUAGAAGCUAUCAAAGCCCAGAAAAAAGAAGAAGAAGAAAACAAGUCCAAGUACGAUUUAUCAGAUGAACAUCGUCAAGAGCUUUUGACUUACAUCACCAAUGACGAAUUGGCCCAGAUAGAAGAGUUGUUCUCUACAGGAAACAACAUGGAAACAAAGACUUCCUUUGAUGAUAAGCAACAGCGUGGAAAAUUGCACCAAUUGCUUAGAGCAGCCUUCCAGGGCAAGUUGGAGUCCAUUACUUCGCCAGAAAAUACAUUCAAGAUCGCCAUAGCUAAGAAAACUUCUAGAGGAAGACAGCAUCCUCAAGAGAGCAUGCACCAUGUUGAUGAGAACGGAAUUUUGAACUAUGGAUUGGGAGCUUUCAAGCCUUACUUGCAUUUCACUGUUUUCAAGGAAAAUAGAGAAACUAUGGAGGUAGCCUCCACCAUUUCCAAGUUCUUGAGAAUACCUCACAAAGCAAUUAACUAUGCUGGUACCAAAGACAGAAGAGGAGCCACUUGUCAGAGAUUCAGUAUUCAUAAAGGAAAGGUUGUUAGAGUCAACUCGUUGAACAAGGCCUUGAAGAAUACCGUUUUAGGUGGAUUCACCUAUGAAGACUCUCCCUUGGGAUUGGGUGAUUUGAAGGGUAACCAAUUCACAAUCACUAUCAGAGAUGUUGAACCAUUGGGCGGAGAGAACCUUGCUGAAAUUGUCGACAAUAGUUUCACAUCGCUCAAGGAAAAGGGAUUUAUUAACUACUUUGGAAUGCAAAGGUUUGGUUCUUUUUCGAUCUCUACACAUAUGCUUGGUAUUCAUCUCUUGAAAGAAGAAUGGAAAGAUGCCGCCGAGCUUAUCUUGUCAGAACAGGAUAUCGUCGCACCAGACUCGAUUGAAGCCAGAAGAAUCUGGGCGGAAACCAAGAACCCAUCAUUGACACUUAAGAAGUUACCUCACUACUUUUCUGCAGAAACAGCCAUCUUGAAGGUGUUAGACACUGAACAAUUAGACGAAAACGAAGAGUAUGGAAAGAAUUCCUAUUUCAAGAGUAUCAUGGCUAUUCCUAAGAACUUGCGAAUGAUGUACUCGCAUGCCUACCAAUCGUACGUGUGGAACUUGGUUGCAUCCAAGAGAAUUGAAUUGUUUGGUCUUGAGCUACAAGAAGGAGAUUUAGUCAUUGACGACGAAAUCAAGGUCAAAUCUGACCAAGAUGACGAUUUUGAAGAAGAUGUCAAAGUCAACAGAGAUGUCAAGGUUAAAUCUAUUACUAAGGAAGACGUGGAAUCUGGAAAAUAUAGUAUCUACGACGUUGUUUUGCCAACUCCAGGAUUCAAGGUCCAGUAUCCCACUAAUGAGAAAUUGGCGCAAGUCUAUGUUCAAACAAUGGCACAAGACGGCUUGGACCCAUAUAAGAUGGGCAGAAGAAUCAAAGAGUUCUCGUUAACUGGAUCUUACCGUAACCUUAUGACCAGGCCAGAGAAUUUGACCUACAAGAUUGUCAAAUACAGCGACAACUCCGUUCCUUUGGUAAGAACAGAUUUGGAGAUCUUGAGACUCAAGAAAGAAGGCAAGGAUGUCGAAAGAAUCAUCAAGGUCGAAGGUGAUGAAGCUACCAAGACUGCUGUGGUUCUCACUAUGCAAUUGGGAGUAAGCUCUUAUGCCACUAUGGCUAUGAGAGAAUUCAUGAAGGCUGAUACUUCCAGAUGGAGCGAAAACAUGAUGAAAAAAGAGGAGACGAAAUAG
Molecule: messenger RNA, 2043 nt
Organism: Scheffersomyces stipitis CBS 6054
Lineage: Eukaryota; Fungi; Ascomycota; Pichiomycetes; Serinales; Debaryomycetaceae
Gene: PUS7
Product: pseudouridine synthase
Exons: 1
Coding region: 1-2043 (680 amino acids)
Biological process (GO): pseudouridine synthesis
Cellular component (GO): nucleus
Molecular function (GO): pseudouridine synthase activity; RNA binding
Source: RefSeq, a predicted model, not a curated record